CGAAUAAAGUUGAAAUCAGAUUUUGGAUAAAAGUGGAAGAGUCUCCAUCUUCUUUACUCUCAUCACCCUCUGCCUCGUUGACAUUCCAAUUCGGACCCCAAAAAAAUGUCAGCAAGGCAAAAUAAAAAGCGCAAGGGCCGAAACAACGUCAAUAACCGCGAACGAACAGUCACAACUUUCACAGAGGACCCAAACACUUCCUUCCUUGUCCCUCUACCAAGUGAAGAACCUGCUCUCAUGUCUUCUCCUUUCUCUGGAGCUUCAACUUCGGCUACCAACACCAACAACAACUUCCAAUCUUUCGGCUACAAUUUUCAUGCGCACGGACCACAUCCGCAGCAACAGGCACAGCAACAACAACAACAACAACAACAACCACCUUUCUUUUCUACUCAAGUCAUGCUACCCCCAGGCAAAAACGAUCUUGAAGUACUUGAAAAUUUAAAAUCUGUCAUCAAAGAAGGUCAGCACGAGUUCUAUCGUGCAAUCCCUCAGCCAGCUGCUCUCGCUAGCCUCUAUUUGGGCCCAACUUCAUCUCAGGUCCCGCCACAUCCAGAACAGCUUCCUCAAGAUUAUUAUAAUCACUCUGCUUACGAUAACUCUUCUGACGACCCAAUCCCUCCUUCAGAUUCAACAAGGAGGCCUACGGAUACACCCGUAGUCAGGAAUUCUUCUUUGACCGCUAAUACAACUCCCCCACCUGGAGGUCAAAAACCUGCAAAAAAGGUUGAAGUUCCACUCGAAAGAAAGAUGUCAACAGGUCCAGAUAACAUCGAUCCUCCAGGCGACCAUCGCGACAAGAUUGACACUCCUCGUACUCUUGGUGACCGUUCUGGUGAGUAUACCACUCGCCCUCCAGUCGACUCUUCAGCACCAAAGUCCACCUACGAUGGCAAAGACGGACUCUCUCGUGAUCUCCCCUUGGACGACAGAAGGGUCCGAUUUGAUGCAGAACGCCGUCCUCUCGAUACACGCCCAAACGGUAAUGACCCUCGACUCCCUCCAAGGGAUCAAGCUUUCCUUGAUAAAGACAGAGACAGAGACAGGGAAAGAGAACGUGAAAGAGAACGUGAAUGGGGUCGUGAUCGUGACAGAGACCGUCCUCAAUACGGUGGUCGUUCCUAUGGACGGAGCCAUGCUCCCAGACCUCCCCCAGAACAACGCCACUAUGAGCCACGAUAUCCAUUUGACAGCGCCCCUCCUCGCCGCUUUGAUUCAAAAGACGACUUGGAUGACAGGCGCCCACCUCAGACGCGCCCUGACGAUCGCGGUCCACGCCCAUCAAUCGAUGAUAGGCGACCGCCUGUUGAUGACCGUGAAUCUCGCAGUAUGAUGGUUGAUGACCGCGAUCGUCCUAGUCGAGUCACCCUUGACGAUCGUCAAACGAGAGUCGCUGGCUCAGUUCAUAGUUCUGAAGAUCGCACUACAAGACCUCCGCUUUCACCCGAUGACAGACCUGCUCGCCUUCCUCCCACCGAUGUGGCACGUCCACCACUUCCUGUGGAUGUUGAUCGUUCUCGACCUCUUGAAGAGAGAAUUUCUCAACAACCAGUCCCUUCUCUCCAAGAUCGUAUCAGCCAGCCUGGCGCUCCAAGAGUGGAAAACCGUGUCACCCACCAACCGAGCUUGGAGGAGCGCUUAUCAAAUGCACCUAUUGCCGCUUCUGAUGCCCGUACUAGCCCUGUAGAACCAUCACGUGUACUGCCUUUGAGUGAUCGUCCUGCUGCUCCUGCUGACCUCCGUCCUCGUCCACCUGUCAACGAUAACUUUGCACGCCCAGCAACUCCUCCCCCUCGCACAAGUGGUUAUGUGGCACCACCUCGGGCGGCAUCUGUCGCUCGGGAUGACCUCCGUGGACCCAAAGAUUCACCACCAGUUGCUCGUGACACGCGCGAUCUCCGUGCAAGGGAUCUCUCACGGGAGAGAUCAGACGUAAGACCACCUUUCCGCUCGGACCUUGACAGAGGGUUCGGUGAUGAUAGGCGCUCUGAUGCCAUGGAUACUCGUCGCUACAGCCCACCUCCUUCGGACGUUCGAGGCAGGAGUUACUAUCCUCCGCGGUCACCACCUCGGGCGGACGUACCAUUCGAAGCUGAUUCGGACCGAAGGUUUGCGACUGCUGAUCAGCGAGACUCGUUCGAUAGGCGGCGUGACUGGUAUGGAGCUGCCGAUGAUGACAAGUCUCGUCAGCCUGCGUGGAGACCCUAUGAUAGAGAGCCCCAGAGAGAACGGUAUGACCGCGACGCACCACCACCUCCCAGGUGGGAAGCACGUGAACCGGAACGGAGAGCACCGUUCCCCAGUUCCCCAGUCCGUCCUAUUGAUUCUUCCCGUCCACUGAGCUCGCGCCUUGGAGAUGGGUACCCGCCCCCCGUAGACGACCGUUCGUAUCCACCCCGAGACUUCGAGCGUCCCCGCUACACAGGUCCAGAUAAUGAUCCCCCCUUUGUCCGUGGCGUCCGUCCGCGCAGCCCGAGUCCGCCAAGAAGAGGCGGAGCGAACAGUUCUCUAGACGAUAUCCGACCACCUCUCAAGCGUGCACGCGAGGACCCACCGUACAGCGGUGGUGGGUACUACUCGCCUCGCAGACCGUCGAUGUCGAUGGGUGAUUACCCACCUCCUCGUUCUGCUGCGACGCCGCCACCAGGGAGCGGGACGAGCGGUGGAUUCUAUGAGUCGCGCGGUGGGCCUCCGCCGCCGUUUAGUAGUGCUUCUGCUGGGGUUGAGAGGGAGUAUCCGCCGAGAGAGAGGCCUGGUGACGGUGGUCCGCCGUAUGGGGCUGCGUACGAUAGGGAUACGAGGCCGCCGCGGUCGCCCCCUCCGAGAAUGUAUGGACGGCCUUCGUAUAGACCGGAUCCUAGGGAUGAUCGGAGGUAUCUGCCGCCCCCUCCACGAUCUGGUUGAGGGGGUAGGAAUAUGUGUGUGAUGUACGAAGGAUUUAUGUUGUGAAUUGAGUUCCGUUGUUUCUUGAAUUCUUUUUUUUUUCUGUCUAUGCUUUUUCUGUUUCUUUUUUUGUGGGAUAUCAUCGCUCAUGGCCUUGGUAUCGUACAUCUACCUGUCAUAUAGUCUAGAUGAUCCAGAGUUCUCUUUCAUGCAGAGUUGUAUAAGUUUUCUGCUUCAUUUGUGCUCCAUAUAUAUGUUUGAGAUGUAAAAUGCAUAUUCGAUGUUGAUGUACGCGUUAUCCCAAUCCCGAUACGUCCC
Messenger RNA from Suillus clintonianus, 3201 nucleotides. RefSeq lists its product as uncharacterized. Bases 106 to 2904 code for a protein of 932 amino acids. The record is from RefSeq and is a predicted model, not a curated record. The transcript is spliced from 4 exons. Lineage: Eukaryota; Fungi; Basidiomycota; Agaricomycetes; Boletales; Suillaceae.